Epithele typhae is the source of this 252-nucleotide messenger RNA. RefSeq lists its product as uncharacterized. The record is from RefSeq and is a predicted model, not a curated record. NCBI's taxonomy places the organism in Eukaryota, Fungi, Basidiomycota, Agaricomycetes, Polyporales, Epitheliaceae. The coding region runs from base 1 to 252 and encodes 83 amino acids. The transcript has 3 exons.
AUGCAGUUCAAGUCUCUCAUCGCCGUUCUGUCCCUCAUCGCCGUCGCGGCUUCCGCUCCCCAGGCCGCCUCCGACAAUUUCGCUUCCGCGAACGUGUCGCUCUCGACUGGUGUCACCACGCAGACCUUCACGGCCACUCAAGUCUUCCAGAGGUUGAUGUCAGUGCCGCCAUUCGUUACCACCAUUACAACGCACACCGUGUUCACGGCCACGCGCACCGGCACCUUCGCCAUCCCCACCGGCUCAGCCUGA